Messenger RNA from Paramecium tetraurelia, 2139 nucleotides. RefSeq lists its product as uncharacterized. Gene Ontology annotation, molecular function: hydrolase activity; ATP binding; DNA binding. The transcript is spliced from 3 exons. Lineage: Eukaryota; Ciliophora; Oligohymenophorea; Peniculida; Parameciidae. The record is from RefSeq and is a predicted model, not a curated record.
AUGAAUUAAAUUACGAAAUAUAUAUAGCCAUUUCCCUCCAUCGAUUAUGGAGAACAACAAAAGGACAUGGAUGAGGAAUCCAGCCAAAUUUGGAUAUAUUCACUUCUGAACGAGUUCCGAUUAUACUAGUUUACAAUAGUUUAGUCCACAUUCUACUACAAUACUUUGGUGUGCUUACCUACAGGCUUAGGCAAGACAUUCAUAGCCUCUAUGGCAAUAAUUAAUUUUAGUAGAUGGUUUCCAAAGGGAAAAAUCUUCUUUUUGGCACCAACACGACCUUUAGUGGCUCAACAACACGAAGCAAUGAAAAAAUUUGGAAUUGAUGGCAAAUUAUCUAAAAAUGAUAGAACUUAUUAAUCUCAAAUCUAUUUUUCUACUCCUCAAACCCUUGAUAAUGAUUUGAACGAAGAUCUAAUUCAAAACAUAGUUCUGGUUGUAUUGGACGAGGCUCACAAGGGAGUAGGAGAUUAUGCCUAUACCAAUAUAGUGAAAAGACUCCUUUACAAUACCAGAAUUAUCGCUUUGAGUGCGACUCCUGGCAAUAACCUAGAAUAGAUUCAAUAAGUUGUGGCAAAUCUGAGAAUCGCAAAGAUAGAAUUGAGAGAUGAGUAUGAUCCAGAAGUCGUACCUUAUCUCAAAUUUAAAGCUGUUGAAAAGGUUGUGGUCUCAUUCGAUAAUUGUCAAAUUUUGGAUGAUCUUAACAAAUAGAUGCAGCCCUUAUUAAAUAUCAUAUUAGGUUUUGGAAUUCUACCAGUUGAGUUAAUUAGAGUUUGCUCUAGAGCAGACAUAUUUAGUUAUGGUGCUUGUUUCAAACUUCGAGAAUUUCUGACCAAUUCACAUUUGUAAUUUCAAAUUGGACAAUAAAAUUCAAAUAAAGUAUUUGAACACCUAUCUCAUCUCCAUAAAUUAUCAUAUGCCAAAAAGAUAUUAUUAGAAUAAGGAAUCCAACCCUAUGUUAAAUAUAUGGAAUUAGAUGAUAUCGAAGAAGUCCAUCCAAAAAUUUACAAAUUAAAAGAAAUAUUUAAGAAUCAUUUUGCAAACAAUCAAUCCAAAGUCAUUGUAUUUACAAAUAGUAGAGAUAAUGCUUAAUUGUUGUGCAAUCAUAUUAAUUAAGUUGAAAAUGUCAAAGCUUCCAUCUUUGUAGGGUAGGCAAGUUCCAAAAAUCAAGCAGGGAUGAAACAAAAGGAACAACUCCAAGUCAUUGAUAAAUUUAAAAAUGAGUUGAAUGUUUUAGUGGCUACAUGUAUUGCUGAAGAAGGACUAGAUAUAGGAGAAGUGGAUCUCAUUAUCUGCUAUGAUAGUGGAUUCAGUCCAAUAAGAAUGAUAUAGAGGAUGGGAAGAACGGGAAGAAAAAGAGAUGGAAGAAUCAUUGUCUUAUUAACUGAGGGUAAGGAAGCCGCUGAUUAUGAAAAGUCAGUCAAUAAAUACUCUAAAUUAAUUAAAGAACUCAAAGACUUUAACAUCAAUUUAUAUUCCAGUAAUCCCAGGAUCUUGUAAUCUCAACCAUAAAUUAAAUUCAUUGAUGGAGAUAUUGAAUAAAUAGAUAUUAAAAUUAAAUAGGAUCCUAUUAAAACUAAAAACAAAGAUCUUAAAAAAUAAAAAAGAAGUCAUAAGAAUACUGAUUAACAAGAAACUAAACAAAUUAAAAUAGAAAAAUUCUUUACUAAAAAUUUGAAGGAUAUCUCUGAAGAAACUGAAGAAAAAUAACAAACUUAAUCACACUAUCAACCUAUGUUAUUAGAAUCAAAUUCUUUUGCAAAACCAAAAAAAGUCUAAGCAAAAAAGAUUUAACUUGGUAAUAUUGAUAAAUUCAUAAAACCGAAGGAACAAGUAGAAGUUGUUUAAAAUAAAAAAUUACAAAUUAAAGUGUAACCUAAGCAACCUGUUGUUUAGGAUAAGUUUGUUAUUUAAAUCAAGCCAAAACCUUAGUUAUAAGAAGAAGAUUUAACAGUCUCAAGUUUAGAAUAGUUUAAUGAACUCUUGAGGAAGUAAUAGAAUUUUACUUCCAAUUAAGAUUCGAACACUAUGUUUCAAUUCUUAGAUAAAUUAGAUUUAGAAAAGAUCAAUUUGAGUAGUUAAGACUUACAUGAAUCUGAUUUGGAUCUAUCUAAAAUAGCCGAAGAUUAUAUAUCUGAUUGA